AGUACAAUAACUUUUCGCUUAAAACCAGUGUCACAAAUAAAAAACUGUUAGUAACAUCAAGAAAUAGUCAUUUUGCGACAAUUACUGAUAAAAUCUGCACCGUGCAUCAACACUUAACCUAUUUUCCAUUCAGGAACUUGAUUAUGUAAAGUAUUGCACCGUAUCACAGCUCGCUAGAGUUGAAAGGUUUCACCCGGGGCGAACACCUAAACCGUAUUUUUUAUGCAGGUCCUCAUGAUUUGGACAGUUUUGCCAUGUUUUUCUCAUUUGCCGCUGGAUUAUUUGCGGUAGUAUAUUUAUUUAUAUUCGUUCAAGGAAAUGUAGAACUUGAUCCUGGGAUCACCAUCCAUCCAGCACCAUCAGUUGUUAUUGCUCAAAAGAAUAGUCCACUACUGCUGAACUGUUCUGCCUCAUCCUCACCGGACGCUGGUCCGGUCACCAUCACAUGGUUUAAGGAUGGCCAGCCUGUGGUCAUUGACAGACGGGUACAAGUCAGAGAAAAUGGCUCCCUCUAUUUCACACAAGUGAAGAAAAAUCGUAAUUCUAAGAACAAAAACAGAAAUCAUAAUGGAUUUUAUGAGUGUUUUAUAAAGAACAAGUAUGGUACUGUUAUUGCAAGACAGGUCCAUCUUCAAGUUGCAAGGAUUUCAAAGUCCUUCAGUAUUGAGCCAGCUGAUCAGGAAGUUAAAUUAGGGGGGGUGGCCAGAUUUAAAUGUCAGAUUGAUGGAAUACCUCCUCCACUUUAUGUCUGGGAAAAAAACAGUUCACCUCUACCUCAUAAUAACAGGUAUAUAACCCUAUACUCAGGAAUAUUACAGAUACACAAUAUAUCAGAGUCUGAUGCCGGUUCCUUCCACUGCUCAGUAUACCAAAGUUUUAACAAAGUCAACAAUGUACCAGUUACUAUUGAUCUAAUAUGGCAGCACAGUCGUGUCCAGGCAGAACUCAAGGUUAUAACAGACACAGAAAGACGACCACCUAAGAUUGUGGCUAUUUCUAAAGAAGUGAAUGCCACAAUAAAACACUCAGUUACGUUAGAAUGCCUGGCUGACGGAAAUCCAUCUCCAGUGGUCACAUGGAUGAAAGAUGGAAAUCCAACAUUAGAUGAUAACUUUAAGGAGAUUUCUGGCAGAAGUAACUUAAAGUUUAUAGAAGUUGGCAAGAUUGACGCUGGGACAUACAAAUGUGUGGCUUCGUCACCUGGAUUCCCAGAUGCAGUAGCUGAGACCAAACUUAAUGUCAAAGUGCCUCCAUUCAUAAUCGAAGCUCCAGUUAGCGAGGGGUACCCUGUAGCCAGGAGGUUCCGAUUAAAGUGUACCGUGGGAGGGACUCCUACACCGAAAGUCACAUGGUACAAAAACGGACAAAAGAUUGAAUCCCUGGAAAAUAUGCAGGCAAGAAAUCCAAUCAUGCUAAAGGCACUAAAAGAAGUGCCUGUUGAUUUCAUUGACUUGUCCCAGAUAUCUUUAUUAGAUAUAGAAGAUUCAGUAGCCGUCAGUCGGAAACUCGUAACUAGGCUUUAUGAUCCUAAAGGAAAGUCCAAAGGCUGCCAUAAUAAUCUGAACAGUUUCUGGGUGAAAUUAGCCACAUGUAAAGAUUCUAGCUUGAUAAACCCAGACAAUGAGCUGUUGAUAGAUAGUAGCACAAGUGAUUCAGGAUACUACCAGUGUAUUGCCAAAAACGAUGUCGGUGUAGACAUGGCAAUCGCCAGACUACAAAUCAUCCUCAAAGAAAAUGCACCCAAACCUCCUGGAAAUGUGACCGUAACAAGUGUCACCAGUACAGAAGUGUGUAUACAGUGGUCACCAUCAGAGUAUCCAGACUGCUGCCCUGUUCUAGCUUAUACUGUUCACUAUGGAGAGCUGAAGGAUGUAACACAGAAGGCAGUUACAUUGAAGAAAAAUGAAUGCAUACAUGAUCUUAAGCCUCAUACAGAUUACAAGUUUUACAUACGAGCCUACAGUAGGAAUGGCGCUGGAGCCCAGUCAGAUACAGUGACUGUUAAAACAUUAGAAUCAGUUCCUGAUGCAGCUCCAAAUCUGAGACUUUCUAGUUCAUCUCCAUCCAGUAUAGAUGUAGAAUGGGAUCUAGUUCCUCCUGAGAAAUGCAAUGGUGUAAUCACAGGGUACCAGAUUUUUGUGUCUAAUGGUGGACAUGAAAUCAUGGAGAAUGUGUCUGCUACUAACCAGAGUUACACUGUCAAAGAACUCCAAGCAGACACAGAGUACAAAGUAAGAGUAUUAGCAGGUACAGCAGUGGGAUUUCCAAAGCUGUUAGAUGCUCAGUGGCCCUGGCUGAUACAUAGAACACCAAAACAUAAUGAAAAACCACAAGUAAAAGUUCAGAUCCAUGUUUCUCAGUUGAACCUGACGUGUGUUGAUGUUAAAUGGAACAUAACAGACAACCAGGCAGUCAUUGGUUAUAAGAUAUACCUCAGCAAGAAGAUCCAAAACAUAGAUGCUGCUCAAAUUUUUGAAAUACAUGAUAUUAAAAGCACAAAUUAUAUAAUGUGUGGUCUUGAAAGUGAGAAGUUCUACGAGUUGAUGUUUGUAGUGGAUGGUUCUAGCAAUGCACUGGCUACGGUGGAGGAGAUUUUCCAGACCGUUCCACCCAAUGAAACUCCACUUCCACCCCCUCCCCUGCAGAUUAUUGCUAGAACCAUGUCUUCCAGCGAGAUAAUGGUACGAUGGAAGAGACCUGGACGUCAGUAUGACAUCAAGUUUUACACUGUUCAGUUCCAUCAAAAGGAUAAUUCACAGAAGAUUAUGUAUGCUAGGAGUGAUGCAUUAGAGUAUGAACUGAAGAAUCUUGAACCGUAUACUUACUACAGUAUCAGAGUGAGGUCCCAUACAACACAUGACCAUGGAAUCUUCAGUGAUCCUGUAGAUGUUAGAACUCUAGAAGAUGUGCCCUCUCCCCCUGAGAAAUUGUACAUAGAGCGUAUUGAUGAAGACAAGGUCAAUCUACAGUGGGAACCUCCGACUAAACAGAAUGGUGUAAUAACCUCCUACGUCAUACAGUAUAACCACCAGAAAGAGGACCCAGAAAACUUGUGGCAGUCUCUCGAGAAAAAUGGAACAAUGACUAAAGCCACUAUUAAUGGGAUAAGUAAGGAAGUUAACUACUACUUCAAAGUGAGAGCUUGUACCAACAAAGGUGAAAGUCACCCAUCAAGGACAGUAGAGCUUAAAGCCUGGAUUUGUACUUUACAUUGUGAGCAAGGCAGCAUAAUCACCACAAAGAAAGAUGAAGAUGAUGGUGGAAUUUUGAAGGAUCAGAGACUUGGUAUAAUUAUUGGCUGUUCCAUAGGACUCAGUAGUAUUGUCAUCUGUAUUGUUGUUGUUAUUGUUAGACAAAGGCAUUAUGCUAGAAUGUACAUGACACAACAAGGAGUCAAUGGUAGCCUUGGCGAUAGAAAUGUUGGGCAUUACCUUAGCAACCACAAUGGGAGAUCACCCUAUCACAUGGUUGAUGAGGAUUCACGACUGCCAAUGAUACAAGAAAAUGCACUCUCUGAUACUAAGGGACCUGAUGAUACUGUUAGAUUCCCAGGUAAUGGACGAGUGAUUUAUCUUUGUAAUGGGAAAGCACCUAAUGGUAAAAUCAGAGCUUACGUUGCUAGUCCUAUAAAUGGACAGGUAGGCGAACGCACAGCUCUGAUAGCAUCAAAAAGUUCACAGCAGGUGUCCGAUAAUUCUCACCAAGAUUCUUACAUUACUCAUAGCCAGUCGGACGGGAAUGUCCCAAUGUUACCUCACAAAAACUCAGAAAGAGGCUAUAAGUAUGAGGACCGAAAAUCAUCAGGAAAUUCAAAUGAUAUUGAUAACGCUACCUCAAAAGUGCUUACAUCAAGUGAGAAUUCUCAGGCUAAUGGUGCUCCUCCAGGACAAAUCGCGGGUAGUCAUGGCGACCAUGACCUUGAAGACAGUGGAGAUUUAAUCUCUAAAAUGUUACAAGCUACAACCUCAGUUACAGACUGCUCUGACGUAUGUUCUACGCUACCUCAAAGGUCAGGGUCAAGUGUAACCAUGGAAAUAUCAGAUCUGUUAGCAGUGGAUGCUUAACAACUGUUUUUGAUUACAUUAAGACAUAGAUCUGUUGUUUAUAGUUGCUAAGCAACUACUGUUACUACACAGGGAAGAAUUGUUAAUAUUUAUGUCUUUAUUUUGACUAGACUAGAUAAUAUAUAUGUUUCGUGUUUUUGUUGAUUUUUGUGAGCUAUGUAAAUUUUGCAUUUUUCUAUUUGCUGAGUGUAAGGUUACGGUUGGUUGGUUCCUAGAACAUCAUAAUGAUGUUGUUGAUAUAUUAAGAUAAUUAUUUAAUGAUUAUUCAGUUCUAAGAGUCAAUCUUCAUAUGGCAAACUUAAAAGAAAUUGUGUAUUUCAUGUAGAAUGUAAUUCUUUGUUUAAUGUCAUAACAGAUUUGAUAUAUGCAGAUGGUUUGAACUUGCAUUUGGCACCCUAUAACUUAUAUAAUUGCACUGCUAUAAUUGAAAUUGUCAAACAUAUUUUCUCUCAGGUAUUUGAAUAUCCCUCAGAUGAAGGUCACUUGCAAUUUUCCAUGUUAGUUUCACAUAAAUCCACAUUUUCAAUUAGAUUUAUGGUCGGGUCAUUUCUCUUGGAAUUUUAUUCAAUUUUCUACCACAGGAAACAUAUUUCUUUCAGAUAUAUAUUUAUUUUAUUAUAAUGAUAAAAGUUUUCAUAUUUCUAUGAAAUCACAAGUAUUUACUUUUGUCAGGAAAUAUUGUAAAUAAUUAGAAAUAUAGUCCUGUUAUCUCCCCUUUUGAUACAAGUUACCUCCCUUAUUGAUGCGAGUUAUCUCCCUUUAUGAUGCAAGUUUGGAAACAAUCAGCCUAACCUAUGUUGUAUAUUGAAGAGGGUCGUAAAGGGGAGGUAUGUGCAAAUAUGAAAUUUAAAUAAGAAUAGAGACGAAGCUAUGAAUGGUUUGGCUUGAAAGGGAGAUUUCUCUUUUUGCACAAAAGCAUGUGUGGGCUAUUCCAUUGAAAUAGAUGAGGGGUGGAAGGAAGGAAUUUAAAAAGCUUUUCAACCAACAAAAAAAAAAUGACCUACAACUCCUAUCUAAAAAAUAUAACUUCCAUUCCUACCCCUCUAAUUUACAUUUUUAUAGAAUAGCUCGUCACUUAAAAUAGAAAAUUUCAUACAUUUGGCACUAGAUACCCCUUUACUACCUUCAUUGAAUACAUUGUGUUGAUAUUCCACAUUUGUAUGAGGUAGAUUUGAGAUGGCAGCUUAACAAAAACCAAAUUUCAGGCAAACACAUAAAAGUUGGAUGAUGCAUUGUUUCAGCUUGCAGUCUCACAUUUCAUAAUUUUGAUCAGAAAUUUAAUGUUAAUCAAACUUAAUAUGUAUUUCAGGAAGAUAUUUAAGUAUUUCAACUUAAUGUAUGUAUUUUCAGAUAUACAUUAAGUAUAUUCGCUGAUGAUUCAAACUUUUCAAUCUUUUUCGCACACAUGCAUAUUUUUAGGGGAGAUUUUUCGUUUGUUUUAGUUGACUUGUUUAUUUUUGUUCUUUUCUGUGUUGUUUAUGAAAUUUUUGUCAACUUAGUUUUUAGUUUUUGUAAAUUUUAAAAAAAAAGUACAGGUUGUUGUUAAUUUAACAUGGGAACUUAUUUGGUGUAGCUGAAAACCUCAAAUUAAAGUAUUAAUCACCAAUUACAUGUUUCUAAUAUCUCAGUUAAAUAUUUGGCCUUGUUUUUAUCAAAAUCAAUUAAUUUGGUUGCACAAGUUUUUUGUCAUUGAUUUCAUUAGGUGUAAUUUAUUUGAAGUCUGAUAAAUAUCAUACCUCUUACUAGCUAUCGUUUAUUUAUAUAUGUCUCACGACAUAUCAGAAAACAGGAUGCUAGAAUGUUUGAUUUUAUUUAGUCUGAUUUAUUUCAUGUUUACAAAUGCUGUAAAUUUUGUUAAAAUCUAUUUACAUUUUUUUCAUUUUGUCAUCAUUGUACAUUUUUUAGCUGUAGUUUCAUAAAAAUAGUCAUCUUAUGGACAGUGAAGUUUUUUAUUACAUUUUCUCCUCCUAAAUACAACAUUUUGAUUGGUUUGAUCAAAAUUUUCCACCCUCUGCAAUAAAGCACAUGUGUGCUUCCAUGGUAGUAAAUUGCCAUCCAUCUAUAUACUAGUAAGAUGAAUUAUUUAGUAUCAUUAAGAAUUCCGCUUUUUAAAAACCUGACCUUAUAUUGCCUCUGCAAAUUGCACUGUAUAUUAAUUGCCCCUUUAAUGUUCCAUGAAUCACAAAAUGAAGAUCUGGUCAUUUAAAAUUAACAAAAAUUGACCCUUGACAUCGAUAUAUCCUAUUUUAUAACACUAAUCAAGUUUACACUCUGACCUUGAAAUUUCAGAUCCAUUAAACUAACAGAGUUUUCACCCUUUAACUUGAAAUAUUGAAAGUACAUAUGCUCACCCUUUGACUUUAUGAUAUCAAAUAAUUUUAGCUGAUUCUAUGACCUUGUAGAUAAAUUAAACUAGAAAAAAGCUGACUUAAUGACCUUGAAACUUCACUUCAGUUUAGCUAAAUUAAAGCUGACCCUUUGACCUUGUAAUAUCACAUUAGUCAAACUAUAAAACAGAAGCUUACCCAAUGACCUUGAAAUGUUUAAAUGAUAUUAAUUGAAGAGGAAUAUAGUCAUGUGUUCUUGUCCCUGAUUUUAAUCUUAGUACAUAGUCUAAUUUACAGAUAUUUUGAGAUCAAAAUUUGAAGAAAAAAAAUUCCCCUCAUAAAGAAAUCUUAUAUAACAUUAUAGUUUUAUAAUUAGGGAGCUACCAUUUGAAUUUUAUAACAUUAUAGUUUUAUAAUUAGGGAGCUACCAUUUGAAUUUUAUAACAUUAUAGUUUUAUAAUUAGGGA
Messenger RNA from Mytilus trossulus (common blue mussel), 6858 nucleotides. Its product is annotated as protogenin-like. Gene Ontology annotation, biological process: cell-cell adhesion. The coding region runs from base 255 to 4064 and encodes 1269 amino acids. Gene Ontology annotation, molecular function: protein binding. The record is from RefSeq and is a predicted model, not a curated record. NCBI's taxonomy places the organism in Eukaryota, Metazoa, Mollusca, Bivalvia, Mytilida, Mytilidae. The transcript has 22 exons.